AUGUCAGCUGUCAGGGAAUUCAUCUGGCACACGUUUUGUGAAACAUUGAUACGNCUCAUUAAAGGUAACAUAUAUCCAGUUCCUAAUCCAAAAUUUCCCUUUCUUGGAGUACACUUCACUCCACGUAUUGAUGGCAGCGUAUGGUUGGGGCCUAAUGCAGUAUUAGCAUUCAAACGCGAAGGUUAUCAUUUAACAGAUGUCAACGUACCUGAAUUGUGGGAAGCAGUCAAGCAUCCGGGCUUUCAACGCUUAGCUGUGAAAAAUAUCUUAUACGGUAUACAGGAAAUGUAUAGAGGAGUGAAUAUUUUUGCGCAAGUUCGUCAAUUACAGAAAUUUGUUCCUAAACUCCGCUUAAAUGAUGUCACAAGAAUAUGCAAUUUUAGUUCCAGUAAAACAGAAGAAGAAUACGAUAUUGUUGUCGUCGGAGGAGGUAUCGUAGGCACGGCUACCGCGAGAGAAUUGAUCUCGAGACAUCCGACAUUGAAAAUUGGUUUAGUGGAAAAAGAACAAAAAUUAGCUGCUCAUCAGAGUGGUCACAACAGUGGAGUUAUACAUGCUGGAAUAUAUUACACUCCUGGUUCUUUGAAGGCAAAAUUGUGUGUGGAAGGUUUAGAAUUAACCUAUAAAUAUUGUGAUGAACAUAAUAUACCGUAUAAAAAAUGUGGAAAGUUAAUAGUUGCCGUAGACAGAGAAGAAUUACCAAGAUUAGAUGCAUUGUACGAACGUGGUCAGAAGAAUUCUGUUAAAGAUUUGAAAGUUGUGAAUGCGAGUGAAAUUCGAGAAAUUGAGCCAAAUUGUCAAGGAUUAAAGGCAUUAUGGUCGCCCCAUACCGGUAUCGUCGAUUGGGCAGAAGUAUGUCGAUCUUAUGGAAGAGAUUUUGAAAAGAGUGGAGGAAAAAUUCAUCUCGGUUUUAAUGUCAAAGCUUUUAAAACUGUUGCAGAAAGCCAGAAAAAACAUUCAGUAGAUUCUAGUCAAUAUCCUGUCAGAAUUAUAUCUUCAAACAAAGCCAUAAGAAGUCGAUACUGUGUAACUUGUGGUGGUCUAUAUUCGGAUAAAUUGGCCACGUUAUCAGGCUGCAGCCUAGAUCCUCAGAUUGUGCCAUUUCGUGGAGAAUAUCUUCUAUUAAAGAAAGAAAAAUGUGAUCUCAUUAAAGGUAACAUAUAUCCAGUUCCUAAUCCAAAAUUUCCCUUUCUUGGAGUACACUUCACUCCACGUAUUGAUGGCAGCGUAUGGUUGGGGCCUAAUGCAGUAUUAGCAUUCAAACGCGAAGGUUAUCAUUUAACAGAUGUCAACGUACCUGAAUUGUGGGAAGCAGUCANAUGUGACAAAGUAUGCAGAGAUGACCCUGACAGACAGCAAAUUAUGUCAGUGGAUCUUAUAAAUGCCAGAAUGAUAUUCAGAGUUUACAACAUAGUCAUGUUUAGUGACAGGGCAAUAAGCAAGACUACAGAUACUGGAGCAAUAAAAAUUCUAACUGGAUCGACCCAUCAAAGACCCAAAAUACUGACAAAGCAACAAUCCAGUACGGAAUCUGGAGCAAUUGGGCCAUUUUUCAUCAAUAGAAACUCGAUGGGAGAAUCAUAUCUGCACCUACCACAGUCUUCCCAUCCGUGUUAA
Messenger RNA from Centruroides sculpturatus (bark scorpion), 1617 nucleotides. RefSeq names its product L-2-hydroxyglutarate dehydrogenase, mitochondrial-like. Lineage: Eukaryota; Metazoa; Arthropoda; Arachnida; Scorpiones; Buthidae. The coding region runs from base 1 to 1617 and encodes 538 amino acids. The record is from RefSeq and is a predicted model, not a curated record. Gene Ontology annotation, molecular function: (S)-2-hydroxyglutarate dehydrogenase activity; (S)-2-hydroxy-acid oxidase activity. The transcript is spliced from 11 exons.